This is a messenger RNA of Penicillium malachiteum, 921 nucleotides long. Its product is annotated as 60S ribosomal protein uL10. The transcript has 8 exons. The record is from RefSeq and is a predicted model, not a curated record. Bases 1 to 921 code for a protein of 306 amino acids. NCBI's taxonomy places the organism in Eukaryota, Fungi, Ascomycota, Eurotiomycetes, Eurotiales, Aspergillaceae. Gene Ontology annotation, biological process: cytoplasmic translation; ribosomal large subunit assembly; ribosome biogenesis. Gene Ontology annotation, molecular function: structural constituent of ribosome; large ribosomal subunit rRNA binding. Gene Ontology annotation, cellular component: cytosolic large ribosomal subunit.
AUGGGGGGGCGUAUACCAAGGCUUUCAAGGCGGCUUACUUUCGAGAAGCUCAAGGAGCUUCUCGAGACUUACUCUCAGAUCUUCAUCGUUGGCGUCGACAAUGUCAGCUCUCAGCAGAUGCACGAGACUCGUCAGAGCCUGCGUGGAAAGGCCGUUGUUCUGAUGGGAAAGAACACCAUGGUUCGCCGUGCUCUUAAGGGUUUCCUUGCUGACCACCCUGAGUACGAGCGCCUGCUGCCUUUCGUCAAGGGUAACGUUGGUUUCAUUUUCACCAACGAGGACAUGCCUGCCAUCAAGGAGAUCAUCCUGUCUAACCGCGUUGCUGCUCCUGCUCGUGCUGGUGCCAUUGCCCCUAACGACGUCUGGGUUCCUGGCGGUAACACUGGAAUGGAACCAGGAAAGACCUCGUUCUUUCAAGCACUUGGAAUCCCAACUAAGAUUGCUCGUGGUACCAUCGAAAUUGUGUCUGACCUCAAGCUCAUUGAGGGUGGUAGCAAGGUCGGAGCUUCCGAGGCUUCCCUGCUGAACUUGCUGAACAUCUCUCCCUUCAUUUACGCCAACGGCCAGACCUUCUCCGCUGAGCUGCUUGAUAUCAGUGACGAGGACCUGCUGAAGGCUUUCUCCCAGGCUAUCCAGACCAUCACUGCUGUCUCCCUGGCUGUCAGCUACCCCACCCUGCCUGCUACCAUCCACUCUGUCAUCAAUGCCUACAAGAAGGUUCUUGCUGUUGCUAUUGAGACCGACUACAGCUGGGAGGGCAUUGAGGAGCUCAAGGACCGUAUUGCUAACCCUGAUGCUUAUGCUUCCGCUGCUCCCGUUGCUACUGCCACCACUUCCGGUGACGCCCCAGCCAAGGAGGAUGCUCCCGCUGAGGAGGCUGAGGAGUCUGACGACGACAUGGGCUUCGGUCUGUUCGACUAA